Cyphellophora europaea CBS 101466 is the source of this 1080-nucleotide messenger RNA. RefSeq lists its product as uncharacterized. Gene Ontology annotation, biological process: butanediol biosynthetic process. Lineage: Eukaryota; Fungi; Ascomycota; Eurotiomycetes; Chaetothyriales; Cyphellophoraceae. The transcript has 4 exons. Gene Ontology annotation, molecular function: (R,R)-butanediol dehydrogenase activity; zinc ion binding. The record is from RefSeq and is a predicted model, not a curated record. Gene Ontology annotation, cellular component: cytoplasm. Bases 1 to 1080 code for a protein of 359 amino acids.
AUGCGCGCUCUGCGUUUCCACGGGCCCGGCGACCUCCGUGUUGACACGGAUGUCCCGGAGCCAGAAUGCAAGCCUCACGAAGUCAAGAUCAAGCCCGCAUUCGUCGGUAUUUGUGGCACUGAUCUCCAUGAAUACUCCACCGCCACCUUCGUCCCCAUGAAAGACGCCCAUCCCCUCACCCAAGAAACCGCCCCUGUCGGCGUCGGUCACGAGUUCAGCGGCACCAUCACCCAAAUCGGCGACAAGGUCGACUCCUCGCGCGGUCUCAGCGUAGGCGACAAGGUCGCCUGCCAACCCACCCUCUGCUGCUGGGACACUUGCGACUCAUGCACGCACGGCCACAUCAACAUCUGCAGCUCCGGCGGCUUCGUCGGCCUCUCCGGCGGCGGAGGCGGCGUCAGCGACGCCGUCUGCAUCGACCAGCGCUUCAUCUUUAAGCUGCCCAACGACGUCGACCUGGACGUCGGCGCCCUGGUCGAGCCGCUCGCCGUAGCCUGGCACGCCGUGGACCAGUACGAGAUCAAAAAGGGCGACCGGGCGCUCGUGCUCGGCGCUGGGCCCAUCGGCCUGUCGGUCAUCCAGUGCCUGAAGGCGAGGGGCGCCGAGACCAUCAUCGUCGCCGAAGUGGCGGCCGAAAGGCAGAACUUCGCAAAGCACUUUGGCGCGACGAAUAUCGUGGAUCCGAAGCACGAGGAUGUGGCGGCGCGCGUCAGGGAGUUGACGGGUGGGGUGGGUGUGGAUGUCGCGUUGGAUUGCGCGGGCGUGCCGGCGAGCUUGAAGAGCGCGUUUGCGAGCACCAGGACGAGGGGCACGGUCGUGAAUGUGGCGAUUUGGGAGAAGGAGGUGCCCUUCAAUCCGAAUAUGUUGGUGUUUGGGGAGAAGGUUUAUAAGGCCGUAUUGGGAUACCUCCAGCAGGACUUUGCCGGUGUCAUCAAAGCAUUGGGCGAGGGGAAGCUAAAGCCCGUCAAGAUGAUCACGAGCAAGAUCAAGAUCGAUCGGGUCGUUGAAGAUGGGUAUAACGCGCUUAUUCACGAGAAGGACAAGCAUGUCAAGAUCUUGAUUGACGUCCAGGGCUCGUGA